UGUUUGUUUACCUGCAAAGCAACUUCCUCGGACUUCCUCAUGAACAGAGCCAAGCCUUCCAACUCGUAGGAAAUCAACUACCUGCAAUUUCUCACAUUGUUUAAUCUUCUAACCUAAAAACAAAAAUGAUCAUAUCCAUUCCAGGUAGGAUGGGCCAACCAGAGAGACAUGAUUAAUGAGUGCAUACUGUUCGUUGAGAAUUGACUACCAAAAUUUAUUUUUUUAAACAACACAUGGGAAAGUGGCGGCAUCCCACAUCGUAGCAUGAGACCCACAGCUCAACCAUUUGACAACCACUUACGCAUUAUCUACUUCAUUUCCAGUUUUCUGUUUCUGAGAAACCAAUAAUUCCCUUCCACAAGCUUGUCCCUUGUUUCUAUUAUACUAUCAUCAAUGGCGGACCAACAUUCCACUUCCCACCUCCACCGUCCGCUUCUGCCCACGCCCACCGUCGUCUCCACCACCCGUUUUGACUGCAAAAACUUCUUCUCCUCCAAUUCUGCCGUCUUCCUUCGCCUGGCAUUAUUCCUCUCCGUCGGGCUGGUCUCUUUAUGGGCCAACCACGAAGCAUCUAAAGGCUUCCAAGUCCAAAUCUUUAACGAUGCCAGAGAUUCUCCGGCUGGCAAGCGAUUCGACCUCUUCUACAUCUCUAAUGACCGAGCCACCAGAAUUCUCCUCAGCGGCAGUACUUUCGUCGAGCACUUGAUCUACGCCCCAGAAGACCAUCCAAAUCAGAAGAAGCCAGUUCGCAGGGUCGGCCUCCGUCUUGCCUCCACCAGCAACCUAACCGCCGAUGAAACCGUCACGAACCACGGAGGCGAAUUUGUCAUCCGAUUGAGUCCGUCCCUGAUGCAACGACCGACUUCCGGGAGCAUAGACUCUGCAAUUGCUUCCGCCGUCUUGCGAGGCAUGGCAAGAGUCUGGUUGUGGGACGGCGGGGAGGAGUCCAGAGCUCCGUCGUGGGUGAUCGAAGCUGCCGUGGAGUGCGUGAGCAGAAUGGCAGGUUUCGGCGUCGGUGGUAGCUGGGAGGAGUUGCCGGCGGAGAACGGUGGCGGCCGGCGGCGGCUGUGCUGGGGGGAAACGACGGAUGCUAGGAUGCUCGCGGGAUUUAUGGAGCACAGCGAGCGGCAUAGCAAGGGAUUCAUCCGGCGGCUGAAUCAAGCGCUGAGGAGCGGGUGGAGGGAUCGAGCGACGGUGGAGGAAGCGGCGGGGAUGACGGUGAAGCAAAUGUGUGAAUCAUACAAGCACUCUUCACCUCCAAAUUCCGUACUUGAUUUAUGACGAAAUUCUGAUUUGUGUGGCUAUAUAGUUUUCUCGGAAUAAUUUGAUUACUAUUAUUUUUUAGCCAAAAAAUAUUUAAUUCGUUCAAAUCACUCAGCUGACGGUGAAAAAAAGACAGCCUCGCUCAUUCAUCUACCGCCUUUCUGGUCGCGAUUUGUCUUUUUCUUUUUCUUUUCCAUCUUGUUCCAACAUCAAUUUUGUAACACCCUAACCCCGUCGGUAGUGACAGGGCUGGAAGUUUGGUACCGGUAUUUGGGAUAUACCGAAUACCGUACCGAAUUUGUUUAUAUUUGAUAUUAUCGAAUACACGUAUUAUUUUUUGGGAUUGGGAUCGGGAUUGAAUUUCAAUUGUUAUUCGGUAUUAGGGAUUACGAGAUUGGGAUCGGGAUAUACCGAAAUAUAAACUAGUUUGUAUUUUAUCAUCUCAACUAGACUCUUUCAUUUACUACUACAUGACCCUCAACCACCAAAAGUGUCAUUUAAUUAUACACAGAUCAUUCCACUCUCCUUAAUAAUAUCCUAAUUCAAAACUCUUUGCUUAGUCUUUUCCCCCUAAAUUAAACAAUAAAGUCUAUUUUAUAUAUUUAAUUAUUAAUUACAAAGGUAAUUAAUUUCAUAUUCGAUGAUACCGAUUGGGAUACCGAAAUAUUUAGGGAUUGGGAUACUGAAAUUAUUUAGGGAUUGGGAUUGACUUUAAGGUGUAAUUCGGUAUUCGGGAUUUCGGUAUUUGGUAUUGGGAUACCGAUACCGUAUCAAUUUCCACCCCGGCGGCGUCGGGUACUGCUAUUACCAAAAUGCCCUUGAUAAACCGUUAACCAAAAUAAGAACCAAACAGACUGGGAAAAUUAGCGGGAUACUUUAUUUUAAAUAUCCAUAAUAAAUACGUUGAAAUUCAAAUAACAAUUUCUUGAAAUUUUCAUAAGAGAAAAUCAUAAACAUCUUUAAUAAAUGUGCAUCAAGUCUCGAGCCCUACUAAUACACGAGAUUAGAAACUUCGUACUGGAGUUCUCUAGGUCCAUUGAUCCUUGUCACGAACUGCGAACUUCUAGCAUACUCUAGAGCUUCUACAAUUCCUGAAUGCGGGCGAUGGGGUCAGUCCUAGUCCUAAUUUUGUUAUCAACCAUUAACACAUAAUUAUGCACAUGCAAAGCCUUGGGUACGUUAUUGAGUACAUUAGUAGAAGUACAUUAUUAUUAACAUAUUCUUACUGAUAGUAUUUUCUUCUUACUUAACUUGAAAUGGGAUCCCACUCUCGACUUAACUAGCACAACCGUCCGACCACCAAAACUUGAUAAUCGUGAUAAACUUGAUAACGUGAUAAAUACUUCCUCACAAUGGGAAGGGAGCCUGAUAAAUACUUCCUCACAGUGGGAAGAGAGCCUGAUAAACUUGAUAAAUACUUCCUCAUAGUGGAAAGAGAACCUGAUAAACUUGAUAAAUACUUCCUCACAAUGGGAAGGGAGGUGAUCGCGCACGUAGCUAGCUAAGUGAAGAUUAAACGUGUUCUUACUUAUUCGUACUUAUUAACUUGAUAGUUCUUACGCUUGAUUGCAUGCCUGAAAAGCUUGGUGCUCUCCCAUACAAUGGGAAGAUCUAAACUUGUUAACUUGCACUUAAUUAGCUUGUAGUUGAACUUGUAGUAGCUUGACUCAUACACAGUUUACUUAUGCUCGAUGAUGCUAUGCAUACGUAAAGUAAAUGUUGAACAUAAAGAGCUUAACUUAACCAAGAAACAUGUAACGAAUAACUGAACAUAAAGCAAGAAGUGAAAUGCAUACAUAAACUUAAAUGCAUGAU
Messenger RNA from Linum trigynum, 3078 nucleotides. Lineage: Eukaryota; Viridiplantae; Streptophyta; Magnoliopsida; Malpighiales; Linaceae. The record is from the annotation of a GenBank genome assembly.